AGUCACCAGCAAACGUGCGCUGAAGCUCCAUCCAACGGGCUCCUGCUUGGCUUACAGCGGGCUGCCAUCCAAGUUUAGGUGCAUUACUAGCUUGUUUUGCGUAUUUUUUAUAGAGCAAAACGGUCGUUGCUGGCUCUGCGCUGGAGAAGCGCUUGAUUCUCAUUCUUCCACCCCCAAAACCCAUCAUAUUCUCCGGCCCCGGGCACAUAAAGAUGCCUGCCACCGUCGACGACCCGGCAAGCCCCACCGUCUACCGUGUCUCCGGCGCUCCUCCAUUCCCGGACCCGGCAUUCCCAAGCUUGCCGCCGGACAUUGUCCCCCGCCAAGUCACCCUCCGAGACCGCCAGACAAUAGCUACAAUAGUCCCCGUGCCGUCACGGCACCAGGUACCACCGUCUCUAUUAACAUACCUAUGUGCGCAGAUCAAUAAGGAAAUCGAGGGCGGCGACACAUAUCCAUUUAUAGAGACGUUUACUCCGGAUGGCUUCGCCGACUACUGGUUCCAGAAUUUCGGAGCCGUCAUGCUCCUGGGAAACAUUGAAAGUGCAGAUGCCCUUGUUGAGUCUGGCCAAGACUGGGCCCGCGAAUGUCUCGGCAGUUUCUUCAUCAAGCCCAAUUACCCAGGCCGGUCAAGCCACGUCUGUAACGGAGGGUUGCUUGUCACAGACGCCUCGAGAAACCGCGGUGUAGGCCGCCUAAUGGGCGAGUCGUAUAUCGAUUUUGCACCGCGUCUAGGAUAUACCUACAGUGUCUUCAACUGCGUGUAUGAGACCAACGUGGCAUCGUGUAAGAUUUGGGACGCGCUGGGCUUUAAGCGCAUCGGCCGCAUCAAGGGCUGCGGGAACCUUAAGUCGCAUCCAGACCGACUCAUUGACGCUAUUAUAUACGGAAGAGAUCUUGCACCCGGCGAUAGCGAAGAUCUUGUCAGCGAAGAGCGGUUCGACAAGAUCAAGUUUUAUCUCAAGUUUGGCAAGUAUCCUGCUGGCGCGGACCGUGCGGAAAAGUCUCGCCUGCGUAGUGCGGCCACUCACUACAAGCUGCUCGAAAACGACAAACUUAUGCUCAAGGACAAAGAGGUGAUUUCCGACCCUGAGCGCCAAUACGAGAUCGCAAGACAAGUACAUAUGCAGCAUCACGCAGGCAUCAAUAAAACAACUGCCACCAUAGCAGAAAAGUACCACUGGAGUCGCAUCAAAGAAACGGUCAGCGAUGCCAUCAAGACAUGCGCCAAGUGCAAGGACACCGGCAAAGCACCAACGCCAACACCUCUCCCUACACGCCUUGGCCCUUCGCCACAGACACAAGCAGCUCCCACGACUCAUCCUCCUCCAUCUCUUCCCGACCCUGCCACUGCUGCCCCGGUGCCUAUCCCAUCCGCUGCCCCUGCUGUUCUCAACUUACAAAACCACCCCAUGCUCAACACUUCACCGCCGUAUGCCAACCUCUCGGAUAUAUCCUCGAUGCAACCUCUUCACCAUCACCAUCACCAUCCAUCCAUGCUCCAGAACACCUCGCAUCACGUAUACCAGCCCAUUGAUCCGCAGAUGAUUGACACUUCUCACCACCACUUUGAUAGUUACAAUGCCCAUGCAGAUUUCCAGGCACUGUUGACGGCGACGGAGGACGUUCCUGGUGGACCAGAUUCCUCAGCAAUGGAGAGAGACUUGGAGAUGCUUAUUGAGCAGCAUCAACAUGACGCAGUGGGUGACCAUGAGAUGGUGCAUGGGGGUGAUAGUGACGGAGAUGAAGAUAUGCAUGGUAAAGAUCGAGGGUUAUAUGACGUUUCAUUCGACCACGGUCCCGGAUAGUGGAGCGUGGUCUUCUAUAUAUUACGAAUUCAAGCAUAGCGAUGCGACAUGUGAAAUAAUACAGAUUGUCUUUAUGAGGCCGCGUUCAUUCUAGGCUGUAAAACAGAUACUGCGCACGGCUGUUUUAUAAAAUCCAGAUUUAGAUUAUGGAUAAGAGGGUCUUUUUAAGUCUAGGUAUCAUCAUACGGAUCCUCAAACGCCUCCAGACACAUCACAUCGUUUUGCUUCUUGCAUACGUUCGUCUUCCAAAUAAUAACAAGUAUAUCCAUGCCGAACAUUAAACUUUUUUUUAUACUUUAUUUGCCAUUGCUUAUCACAUUUUACCUGCGGGGCAUACCGCGACCGCGGCCUCUCAACGCACGCUGAGCAGCGCCGGGGGGGAGCUGCUGACCGGGAGCUUGGGGCUGGGCGCUCUCUUCGUUUCGGAUCGUCUCGUCGACGCUGAGAAUGAGACAGCUGGCCUCGGUGGCAGCCUGGAUGGCGUUAAUCUUGACCAUGGCAGGCUCCCAGACGAAGCGGUCGACCAUGUUGGCGACGCCCUCGUUCUGGAAGUCCACACCAGCCCAUGUGUUUCCUCGGCGGUGCUCGACGCGAAGUCUGUUGAGAAUGUCGGUGGCGUCAAAGCCAGCAUUGUCGCACAGCUGACGGGGGAUAAUCUCGAGAGCCUUGGCAAAGCUCUUGAUAAUGGUCUGCUCCUUACGGGAGAUCUUCUCGUCGGCGUAUUGGUGAAGGUAAGCGGAAACAUCCAUCUCAGUAGCACCACCACCACCAACAAUCAUGUGGCUCUUGACAGCGCGCUUGACAAUCAUGAUGGCAUCGUGAAGCGAACGGUCCACCUCGGCGAUGAACUGCUCAGCACCACCACGGAGGACAAGUGUGCAGGUCUUGGCCUCGGGGCAGUCCUCAAAGAAGUUGAAGCGCUCACCACCAAUCUGGCGCUCCUCAAAGAUACCGCAGGUUCCAAGGUGUUCGGGGAGAAUGUCGGAGCAGGUAGACUGAACAACGGCACCGGUGGCCUGGACGACACGCUCCAUGUCUUCGGAGGCGACGCGGCCAGCGCAGAAAAUGUCGCGGUCGGCGAAGUACUGGGUGCCCAAGUCACCAAUGGGCAGCUUGCUGAGGACAACCUUGGCGCCAGUGUUGGCAAUAGCCUCCAACUUCUUGUAGAUGAUUUGCCACUCGGCAUCGACGAUGGCCUGGUAUUCCGAAACCUGCUCGACACGGACUUCGGCAUUGUCCUUUUCGGCCUUGAGCUCGAGCUCGACGUUGAGGCAGACAAUCUUGGGCUUCUUGAAUGCCUUGGGCUGCUGCUCGAAACCAGCGUAGGAGAAGGUCUUCUUGAAGGCGACACCGUUGACGAAGAGGGAAUCGGUGAGUGAGCCGCCAGGGAUCUUCUUAACUCCAAUGAGCUUUUCGUUGAGGUCUUCCUGGUCGAGGGAGAGAACGGCAUCGACAACCACUAUUUUCAUCAGUUAGUAUUGUAAAUUCGGAAAUUAGUGCUCGGGUGCUGCGUAUUGCUCACUCUUGGUGAAGAAUGUGGUGUUUCUCUUGAUCAGUUUGCUAGUCAUGGCGGUGGCGGCCAAUCGCUCGAGGGUCUCGCGCUGGUUGCUCUCGGAAGUGUUGAUGGCAAUCUCCUUGAUCUUGUUGACAGCCAUGCGGGAGGCUCUUCGGAGAGCCUUGAUGAUAACCUGAGAGCUGAAUCCCUGCUCAACGUAUUCCUUGACCUCCUUGAGGAUCUCGCCGGCGAGGACCACGACGGAGGUAGUACCGUCACCAAUUUCGGCAUCUUGCGAUCGGGCAAUAUCGACGAGGACUCGGGCGGCGGGGUGGACAAUGUCGAGAAGCUAAGUGAAGAUAUUAGCGGAGUGUUUAUGCGAGAAAUGUCGCUCUCGUAGACGGACCUUCAUGACGGUAGCGCCAUCAUUUGUAAUGGUCUGCUUGCCAUUCUGGUCGACCAUGAGCAAAUCACCACCGUAGGGGCCAAGCGUAGACUUGAUGGUGGCCUGGACAGCGAGACAGGCAUUGAUGUUGGAGAUGAUCUGACCUUUGCCCUGAGAAGUAUCGGUGCCUGGGUAGCGGACGCGGCGGUUAGCAUAUUCUGUCGAGGGCCAAUGUGGCGGUGGGGUAUAUUUCACCUUCUUUCAGGACAAUGAUUGUCGGGGUUUGCCCUCCGAACGACAUGGCGAUUAUGUGAUGGAGAGAUGCAGAGGGAAUAAAAUUCGGUUAGGGAUCGAAGCAGGCUAUUUCCGUCUCCUUCUGGCGAUGUCGAUGGGCGGAGAGGAAGAAAGGAGGUGGUGGUGGUGUAGGCGGGAG
This is a messenger RNA of [Torrubiella] hemipterigena, 4121 nucleotides long. NCBI's taxonomy places the organism in Eukaryota, Fungi, Ascomycota, Sordariomycetes, Hypocreales, Clavicipitaceae. The record is from the annotation of a GenBank genome assembly.